AUGUCUAGGCAACUCGGCGCUGGGCCGAAAGAACGGCGAGAAGGAGUCAUCUGCGCAAAGCACAUCUACACUAAUAUCGAGAUGCAUUGCCAGGGUGCAGAACGCGGUCAGGGUGCAGAUGGUGUCGAUGCGAAGGUGGUUGGCGUACGGAUUCGCUACAGGAACGUUCGGUUCGAACCCGACUACCCUGAUUUCGCCGGGUGCAAAUGGGGUAGGGCCUUGGGUGCGGAUCUGAAAAUGUGGGCUGGAACAGCCGCAGUCGAUUGUGGUUGUCCAGCACGGACCGAGGAGGUCAUCUUUCUUGUGGUCAGGAAGGAAAGGGGCUAG
Messenger RNA from Aspergillus terreus NIH2624, 327 nucleotides. RefSeq lists its product as uncharacterized. NCBI's taxonomy places the organism in Eukaryota, Fungi, Ascomycota, Eurotiomycetes, Eurotiales, Aspergillaceae. The coding region runs from base 1 to 327 and encodes 108 amino acids. The record is from RefSeq and is a predicted model, not a curated record. The transcript has 2 exons.